Molecule: messenger RNA, 396 nt
Organism: Eimeria necatrix
Lineage: Eukaryota; Apicomplexa; Conoidasida; Eucoccidiorida; Eimeriidae
Exons: 1
Coding region: 1-396 (131 amino acids)
Source: RefSeq, a predicted model, not a curated record
AUGAGCUCGCAGCUGUACUGCUACGGGAGCCGCUACUUCUCGCAGCAGAACAUGGGGAGACUAAUUGGAACAACAUUUUGUUUGGCGGGACUUUUGUCUCUUUUGACAAACUUGAUGAGGGAAUAUGCACUAAAAAGGAGUUUUGCUCCGAUGUGUCUUCUUGCAAUUUCUUUGUCCUUAGUUGCUGCUGCUCUGGUCUGUUUGCUGCAGUGUUUGGACCGCCGGGGGGCCCUGGGGCCCCCCCGGGUUGCAGCAGCAGCAGCAGCAGCAAAAAAGGCGAAGCUGCAGCAGCAGCAGCAGCAGCAGCAGCUGCUCGAGCUGCAGCGCAUUGAAACCUGCAGCGAGCCCCACAGACCCACAGAUGCAGAAGAAACCGAAGUCAAUAAAGAAGGUUAA